CCUUCUAGUUUGUGGUUAAAGAUAGAGUCAGCACAAGCUGUGUCGGACAGUGAGAGCUUCUGAUUUCACGUGGCUUCAGUCAUUCCCGUCCUUGCAGACUGUUGUUGUGUUUACUUGUUGGAAAAGAGUUUGAUUUUGGAAGGACUUUGUACAAAUACAGCUGGGAGAAGGAAAGGGAAUGCAGCCAUGGUGUUUCAACAAAGAAUGAUUGAAGACUGUGGGCGGAGCAGUGACACCAUGGCAGAUCGAAGGCAACUGUUUGUGGAGAUGAGGGCUCAAGAGUUGGACUCCAUUCGAUUAUCGACGUACAGAACUGCGUGCAAACUCAGAUUUGUGCAGAAGAAAUGCAACCUCCAUUUGGUUGACAUUUGGAAUGUCAUCGAGGCUUUCCGAGAGAAUGGCCUCAACAGCAUGGACCUGACCGCCGAGCUCACUGUUUCUCGCCUAGAAGUGGUACUGUCCACCAUAUUUUACCAGCUGAACAAGCGUAUGCCCACCACCCACCAGAUCAACGUGGAACACUCCAUUAGCCUGCUGCUCAACUUCCUGCUGGCAGCCUAUGACCCGGAGGGCCACGGGAAGAUAUCUGUCUUUGUUGUGAAGAUGGCCCUCGCAACCAUCUGUGGUGGGAAAAUUCUGGAUAAACUACGAUAUAUUUUUUCACAGAUAUCCGAUUCUGCUGGAAUACUGACGUUCUCGCAGUUCGACCAGUUUCUGAGGGAGGCUCUCAAAUUACCGAUGGCUGUCUUCGAGGGACCGUCUUUCGGUUACACCGAACAAGCUGCGAGAAGUUGCUUCACACAGCAGAAAAAAGUCUCCCUCAACAUGUUCCUCGAUACGUUGAUGUCAGACCCUCCUCCUCAGUGUCUGGUGUGGUUACUGCUCAUGCAUCGGCUUGCCAACGUGGAAAAUGUCUUUCACCCGGUCGAGUGCUCCUACUGCCAUACUGCGAGUAUGAUGGGCUUCCGCUACCGCUGCCAGCAAUGUCAUAAUUACCAGCUCUGUCAGGACUGCUUCUGGAGGGGGCAUGCUAGCGGUUCCCAUAGCAACCAGCACCAAAUGAAGGAGUAUACGUCAUGGAAAUCCCCUGCUAAGAAGCUAUCCCAUGCUCUCAGUAAGUCACUGAGCUGUGCAUCCAACAGGGAGCCUCUUCACCCCAUGUUUCCGGAAAUGCCUGAGAAGCCGCUCAACCUCGCCCACAUUGUAGACACGUGGCCACCGAGACCAGUGAACAUCACCAGCGACUACACGCUGUGCCACUCACUGCCGACAUCAGGGAACCCAUACUCCACCAAAAACUUGCCUUGCAGCAAGAAUGAUGAUGAGCAAAGAAAGCUCCCGACUCUGGACGCACCGCAGCUGUUGAAAGGGAGAGGGUUGAACUACAACCUCGACAUUGCCGAUAGGCUUGCUGACGAACAUGUUCUGAUUGCUCUCUUUGUGAAUCUACUCCAAAACAACCCCAAAACAUGUUUGUUGGAGAGCAGCAACCAUCAUCAAGAUGAAGAGCACAGUCUCAUCGCCCGCUACGCUGCUCGACUGGCUGCUGAUGCCGCGGCUCAGCAGCAGCAGAUGGUCCCCACAGACCUGCCGUGCUCUCUGGAUGCCAACAAACAGCAGAGGCAGCUCAUCGCUGAGCUCGAGAGCAAAAACAGAGAAAUCCUGUUGGAAAUCCAGCGGCUGCGCCUCCAGCAUGAGGAAGCUUCCCAGCUCCAUCCCGAAAAAGCUCAGCAGAAUCCAACUCUGCUGGCUGAGCUACGACUUCUCCGGCAACGCAAAGAUGAGCUUGAACAAAGAAUGUCUACUCUGCAGGAGAGUCGCAGGGAACUCAUGGUGCAGCUGGAGCAACUGAUGAUGCUUCUUAAGACUCAGGGUCCUGGCUCGCCUCGUUCUUCCCCCAGCCACACCAUCAGCCGCUCCAUUCCCACUCCGAUCCAUUCAGACUCUGCCGGCACGACCCCAACUCACACACCUCAGGACUCACUAAUGGGAGUGGGAGGGGAUGUUCAGGAGGCCUUCGCGCGGGGUUCGAGGAGAAAUUUAAGAAAUGACUUGCUCAUCGCUGCUGACUCCAUCACCAACACAAUGUCAUCACUAGUGAAGGAACUAAACUCAGAGGGUGGAAGUGAGACUGAGAGCACUGUAGAUUCGGACUUUGGACAUGGUGAACUGUUGGCCACAAACAGCCCAGACCCCUUAUUCACUUAUAGACUAAGGAGUGCUGGUGCUGCAGAGGAGGGUUAUGAGAAUGAUCUGGAACAGCAGCUGGAGGAGGAGCUCAAGUUGGACGAACUGGUGAAGCACAGACAGGAACGAGAGAAGGUGUGCAUGGUAACACUGCAGCCGUGAUUUUGUUCGUCUGUGUGAUCGGUGAGCAAUAUGAGAGAAAAAAAAACCCACUACAGUAGAAGACUCUGGAGGAGACAACAAGUGGGCCGACUGCAAAGAGCACUGAGAUAUUCCACAUGGAAUAAACUGCUUAAUCCAACCUUAGAACACAUUUAUGUAAAGAUCUAUUUUUUAACCAACCACAUAUUUAAAAUAAUACUGUGAGCUGAUGUAAAGAGAUUAACUACUGAACUAUUAUACCACAGGUGCCAUAAAAAACAUGAUUUGGGAAAACGUUUCUUUAUUAUUGUUGUUUUUUAUGGGUUUUCAAAGAAUUGUACCAUAGUACAGUACCACUUGGAAACACUCAUGUCUUUGAAUAUGGUGAGCCAAGUUUACGUGUUUUCAUCUCAUUUAACUUUACAGUUAAAGGUACUGGUUAGAAAAUUUGCAUUUCUCUUUCUCCAUUUUUUUUUUUAAUUUUAUAAAUGUACAACUCUGUCCUGGCACAAUGAGAUCUUCCCAGUACUGAUUUCUACUGAUUUCCUACCCAUGCUGUUGAGGGAUAUUUGUAUUGGGUCUAGGCUUGUUUUUCGAACAGUCUGGCUGUUGGUCAGAGAAGUUUGUUUUAACUGAUAUAUCAGUGAUAAUAAUGCGCACUGCCUUAGCUGACUGGAUGAUCUGCGAGUGGCGUUCAUCCAACCCGUCAAUGCAGCAUGUAGCUAGCAACAAAACAGUUGUUUUCACUGUAUUAAUGAGAGGAAACUCAUUUUAAACCUGAUCUAAAGUGUUCUGCAAAUAUCUAAACUGGGUGCAUAAAAAAUGUCAAAU
This is a messenger RNA of Thalassophryne amazonica, 3159 nucleotides long. It is a transcript of the gene dtna, whose product is annotated as dystrobrevin, alpha. Gene Ontology annotation, cellular component: plasma membrane; synapse. Gene Ontology annotation, biological process: synaptic signaling. Bases 187 to 2349 code for a protein of 720 amino acids. The record is from RefSeq and is a predicted model, not a curated record. The transcript has 23 exons. Gene Ontology annotation, molecular function: zinc ion binding. Lineage: Eukaryota; Metazoa; Chordata; Actinopteri; Batrachoidiformes; Batrachoididae.